Molecule: messenger RNA, 1015 nt
Organism: Leguminivora glycinivorella
Lineage: Eukaryota; Metazoa; Arthropoda; Insecta; Lepidoptera; Tortricidae
Gene: Naxe
Product: NAD(P)H-hydrate epimerase
Exons: 4
Coding region: 129-926 (265 amino acids)
Cellular component (GO): mitochondrion
Molecular function (GO): NAD(P)HX epimerase activity
Source: RefSeq, a predicted model, not a curated record
UCAUCAAUGACAUUCAGGUCAUCGACCUUGUUGUGAUUUUUAAGUUUAAGAAAAAAUAAAAACAAUAUUUCAGCAAAAAUCCCAUAAAUUACGAUUAAACGAACUUCCCGUUUGUUACUACUGGGUAAAUGUUAUUCCUCCGGUACAUAGGCAGCGCUUUAUUGUUGCGGGCAGCCAGUGUAUGGGGUAACGGGAUGACGGGUGCGAAACAAUGCAGCAUCGGUCGGGUGAGCUAUCUGACGCAGUCGAACGCUGCGGCGUUGGACCAGGAUUUAUUCAAUGAGUACAAAUUCAGCGUCGACCAAUUGAUGGAGCUGGCUGGACUGAGCGUGGCUACUGCAGUAGCGAAAGUCUAUCCUCCUCAAACGCAUCAGUCUGCCCUAAUAAUCUGUGGCCCAGGAAACAAUGGAGGUGAUGGCUUGGUGGCAGCUCGCCACAUGGCCCUGUUUGGAUACUCAGUCUCUGUCCACUACCCUAAACGCACACCUAAACCCCUUUAUGAGAACUUACUUGAACAGUGCAAGCAGUUCAAUGUGCAAAUAAUUGAUGAUUUGGCACCGGUGACAGAGUUAAAACAAAGUUACAAAGUCCUUGUUGAUGCAUUGUUUGGGUUUAGCUUUAAACCACCAGUAAGAGAACAGUUGAAACCAGCAUUGGAUGCUUUGAUUAAUGCAGGACUACCUGUUUGCAGUGUAGAUAUUCCAAGUGGAUGGGAUGUAGAAACAGGACCAGGUAGUGAGCCUUCUCUGAAACCAUCUCUUCUGAUUUCCUUGUCAGCUCCUAAGCUUUGUGCAAAACCAGAAUAUCUGCAGGGUGCUAAACAUUAUCUUGGAGGCAGGUUUCUCCCACCAGGAAUUGUCUCAAAAUAUAAUUUAACUUUGCCACCUUAUCCCGCUCAGGAUCAAGUGGUUCAGUUGUCCUGCUAACAGUUCUAACAUUUAAAAGUGGGCUGUUAAAUUAAGGUUAAAGUUGUUAAUGUUACUCUAAAAUGGAAUAAAAGGUAUCUUUUUUUAAA